UAUCCAUCUCCUGCGACUGUGCUGCUAGACAAUGUGCUACCGCUGUGAAACGGAUUAAACGGUUUCCGUUCGUGUCAUCAUGCUGCGCUCCAAAACAAACUGGAUUUUUCUGUUUGACUACUAUGUUGUCCUUUUGGUAGCGGCAUCAGCCCCACGGACUGAGAAAUAUAGUCAAGUUCCUGAAGAUGACCUCUUAUUUCCCCCAAACGCAGUACAACGUUAUGCACACACUAAGCCAGGCAGUUAUUUUGGGUAUUCCGUAGCCAGUUACGUGGGUCAGUCGCAGUCAUUUUGUCUUGUCGGCGCUCCGCGAGCAAGUCAGGACCGUCCAGGUGACCUACUUGCUGAUUUCGGGUCGUCUUCAAGUGAUCCCUCUUCUGCCACUGGAUUAGUUUAUCGCAUUGAUUUGGAUUUCAAACUGCCCUAUUGUUCUGUUGUGCCCAUCGCCACCACAGAUGAAGCCCGUCGAGAGCACGGGACUCCAACACCCGGAAUUUCUUCAUGGCUUGGAGGCACAGUAGCUGCUGCCAGUAACGCUCAGAACGGGAUACAACUCGGCUGUGAUCCAAGGUAUAUCUACGCCCCAGAGCCAAUUAAUCAGACAGAUGGUAUCAGGCCGACAGACAGCAGGCCACUUCACUCACAGAACCUUUUGGGAACUGGGCAAUGCGCUCUGUACACCGGUGCUUCCAUGCAAUACACAUCGGUUGAUGCAUGCAUUGGCCAAGAAGAGGGUGCGUGUCUGGCCGGAUUCAGUGCAGAUGUGGAAACCGGCACUGCGUUUGGAGAAGCACAUGUCGUUCUGGGGAUGCCUGGCAGUUAUCUCACUGAAGGCAACGUUUUCCUCGGCCAUUACCGCGGGCGUGAGUUGGUCAACGCGAUGCGCUUGAAGAGUUCACCGCAAGACUUGAAACACAAAGGUUUCAAUCUCGGAUACGCCGUCCUACUGGACGAACUUGUUCGUAAAUCCGUGCCGCAUCCAACUCCAGCACGACAUCAGAACGGACCGGAUGUCGAAUCAGUUGGACUGGACAGACGAGUCAGGCUGAGCUUGCUCGUUUCCAGUUCAAUGUGGUUAGACAAUGACUAUCGGGGAAUCGUGAUGAUUCUUGAUCAAGCUAUGGAUCUGGGUGGGAUCACUUAUCUGAAGGAUCAGUGGGGGCACAUAGGAAGCUUCUUUGGAUACAGCUUAGCUACCGCCGAUUUGGACGGCAACGGGAUAGCUGACAUAAUUGUUGGGUCUCCGUAUUUCACAGAGCGGAAAGAUGACAAAGAUCAGGACGACUCUGAUUGGUCAGUGAAAUCGGCCAAAUCCAAUCGGCCACGUGACACGUUGAAUGCACCGAGAGAAGAGGAGGAGCGUGAUUCAGACCCGAAUAUCGUUGAUAGGCUGUGGGGUCGUUUGCUACCCGACAUAGGUCGCGUGUAUGUCUUUCAUGGAUUCCCAUCUAAUCUGACCAGCAACACGUUGGUGAACAGCGACUCUCUCAGGCCUGAUUAUCUGAGUCGUCCACCAGUGAUUCUGGACGGUCCGAAGUCAGUCGGAGGGCGAUUUGGUCACUCGGUGGUCAGUAUGGGCGACGUGGAUGGCGACAGUACAGAAGACUUGGCAAUUAGCUGCCCUUAUUGUUCUGAUCCUGAAGGGACUCGUGAGAAAGGUGCGGUUUUCAUUUACCUGGGCAAGAAAGACACAAUUUUAGAAGACGAACCAUUCCAGGUUAUUUGGCCAGCUGAACUCCCCCGGGCUGCCCCCAUCACAACCUGCGGAGAUUUCGAUACCCACGAUUCAGGCCACCGAAUGUUCAAAAGCUUCGGGCGGAGCUUAUCUGCCGGUAUUGAUUUGGAUGGGAACCAUCCUCCGGAUCUGAUUGCUGGCGAUUUUGAGAAAACGAGUUGCAGUCCUGUUAAUAACAAUAAUAGUGAUAAUACUAAAAAUCGUCCAUUUGUGACACCCCUUCGGUGCCUAGCUGCCAUAACACCAGGAGGAAGCACGGGAGCCGGGAUACUGCCAUAUUGCCCAACCUUAAUGAGGAGCGGUCGAAAUGCUGAGAUUGGAUUUGAACCACGAACCGUUGUUUUCCUUCGAGCUCGUAACACGAUUUGGUUUGAUUCUCCUGAAUGGGAUCUUCCAUUGGCCAGAACUUUACCCUGGUCCGGGCCAGACGAAACCGAAUGUGGAACGCAGUGUCAAUUUCGAGUUCAGUUGAGCGUCCGCGUCCAUGGAAAACCUAGUCUCCUUCAACGGCACCAGACCGAACAGUUUAAACUACACGUAGCAGUUGACAUGGAUGCUUCGAUUGUGAAUCUGGUCUACAAGCGACUGGCGGGUGUAAGCGAUAUGCAGAACGCCGGUGGCAAUGGUUUCAUGUCGAUGGGUUUGUUAGAGUCGGUCGUUCCCAUUACGAUCAUCAGAGAUACGUUGAUGAACGCGAACCGUAUGGUAUUGUUGUCACUAACGCUUGAGCCUCAGUCCGCCCGAGUAAGACCGUACAUUUGGAAACCCAUACUCCUCAAUGCAACAAUCACACCAGCUUUUAACGCAAUGCCCCAUGUUCCUGGACCCAAGGAGGUCAACUCGUGGAUGCUUCAUCCGUUUCUAGGUGAACGACAUUUUGUCAGUCGCCCCCUGCAAUUCGCCAAUCCCGCUUGUGGUGCGGACAACAUCUGUUAUGCCGACCUUCAAGUGCGUAUGAUGGACAUGUCUGUGGGUGCCCUGGAAAAAUUGGUUGUCUACUUUCGGGAACGUGUGACACAACGCAACCUGACAGUUGGUGUGGGCAACUUGGGGGAGAACGCCUACGCAGCCCAAUUACGGAUGACCAUUCCCCAUCAGUUCAGUUUUGUGAUCCCCGAGGAGUUGCACUGUCAGUCAAAGGUGCUUCCAGAUAUUCAGGCAACACAAAUAUUCCGCGAACUUGGCGAUCCACUUGGCUUUACCGGUAGAAAUCUACGUCCGUUUGUAGUCCAACUAAACACUGCCGGAGCGUUCCGCGAAUUGGAUGAACUAGUCAACGAUGAACCAGCCACAAGUCCGAACGCAUCAGAAGCUAGCUUAGAGCCUUCAUCUAAACCAUAUUGGUCACCAUCAGACGGUUCAAGAGGGCCACUGUCUCAAAAGACUCCGUCAAAAUCACAGCGGAAGUGA
Opisthorchis viverrini is the source of this 3145-nucleotide messenger RNA. RefSeq lists its product as hypothetical. Lineage: Eukaryota; Metazoa; Platyhelminthes; Trematoda; Opisthorchiida; Opisthorchiidae. The record is from RefSeq and is a predicted model, not a curated record. Bases 80 to 3145 code for a protein of 1021 amino acids. The transcript has 9 exons. Gene Ontology annotation, molecular function: integrin binding. Gene Ontology annotation, cellular component: integrin complex; external side of plasma membrane. Gene Ontology annotation, biological process: cell-matrix adhesion; cell-cell adhesion; cell adhesion mediated by integrin.